AUGAGGAUUUUUUUUGGUGCAGUUAAUGGGGAAGCAGUUCCUCAUCAUCUCUUCUACUCGUCUGUGAACAAUGCUCAAGUAUCCGGGCCUUUCAGGACAGAACGCGCUUUUGUUCGAGGAGUGAUCGCGCGAUCGAGAUGGGAAGCCGAAAGAAAUGGAAAAUACUCUUAUCUUGCGGAUUUUUUCGAGGAUCAGUUAUUAGAUGUUCUUGCGGCUGAGGAUCGUAAACCCGUUUUUACGCAUUCGGAUGUUCAGCGGAAGAAUAUUUUGGUGGAGACGAGAAGGAAGUGGAAGUGGAAGUGA
Messenger RNA from Sclerotinia sclerotiorum 1980 UF-70, 303 nucleotides. RefSeq lists its product with no specific name. The record is from RefSeq and is a predicted model, not a curated record. NCBI's taxonomy places the organism in Eukaryota, Fungi, Ascomycota, Leotiomycetes, Helotiales, Sclerotiniaceae. The coding region runs from base 1 to 303 and encodes 100 amino acids. The transcript has a single exon.